Messenger RNA from Cyanistes caeruleus (blue tit), 8776 nucleotides. Lineage: Eukaryota; Metazoa; Chordata; Aves; Passeriformes; Paridae. The record is from RefSeq and is a predicted model, not a curated record.
UAAUUUUAAAUUUCUAGCAGUUUGCUUCCUUUGUCCUGUAAUCAUUUGCAAGGUAAUUGCACAGCAUUUUGCAGCACGUGUGGGAGCGGACGAUUCUACUGCAAAAGGUGUCUCAAGGUACACGGCGUAGUUGCAGCACUUCAAACUCUCUGAUGGGUGAAAACUGCAAAAGCGUGAGGCUGACUGAAGAGAGAAAUUAAUUGUGCUGAAGUUAGUCUGGCUUCAACAAUUAAAGGAUAUUUUGGGUACUUUUUAAUUGAAGUGGAGGCAGCUUUGUUUUUUUAUAAAAAACCAUGGCAGAUGUGGAUCCAGACACGUUGCUGGAAUGGCUGCAGAUGGGGCAGGGGGAUGAAAGGGAUAUGCAGCUAAUAGCACUGGAACAGCUCUGCAUGCUGCUUCUGAUGUCAGACAACGUGGAUCGCUGUUUUGAAACAUGCCCUCCUCGAACUUUUUUGCCAGCACUGUGCAAAAUUUUUCUUGAUGAAAGUGCUCCGGACAAUGUACUGGAAGUAACAGCUCGUGCCAUAACGUAUUACCUGGAUGUAUCAGCUGAAUGCACUCGUAGGAUUGUGGGAGUGGAUGGAGCUAUCAAAGCACUUUGUAAUCGUUUAGUAGUUGUUGAACUUAACAACAGAACGAGCAGAGAUUUGGCUGAGCAAUGUGUGAAGGUGUUAGAAUUAAUCUGUACCCGUGAGUCAGGAGCUGUGUUUGAAGCUGGAGGGUUGAACUGUGUUCUGACAUUCAUUCGUGACAGUGGACACCUUGUUCAUAAAGAUACUUUGCAUUCAGCUAUGGCUGUAGUAUCCCGACUGUGUGGCAAAAUGGAGCCUCAGGAUUCUUCAUUAGAGAUUUGUGUGGAAUCACUGUCUAGUUUAUUAAAACAUGAAGACCAUCAGGUUUCAGAUGGAGCUUUGAGAUGCUUUGCUUCAUUAGCUGACAGAUUCACACGGCGUGGAGUUGACCCAGCCCCAUUAGCUAAACAUGGAUUAACUGAGGAGUUGUUAUCUCGCAUGGCAGCUGCUGGUGGGACAGCCUCAGGACCAUCUUCAGCUUGCAAACCUGGACGGAGUAGCACUGGAGCACCAUCUACAGCUGCAGACUCUAAAUUAAGUAAUCAGGUGUCAACUAUUGUAAGCCUGUUGUCAACCCUGUGUAGAGGCUCUCCAGUAGUAACACAUGAUCUCCUAAGAUCUGAACUUCCAGACUCUAUAGAAAGUGCGUUGCAGGGUGAUGAGAGAUGUGUACUGGAUACCAUGCGGUUAGUAGAUCUUCUUUUGGUGCUACUGUUUGAAGGCAGAAAAGCCCUGCCAAAAUCUAGUGCUGGAUCUACAGGCAGAAUCCCAGGAUUGCGAAGACUGGAUAGUUCUGGGGAACGUUCUCAUCGGCAACUGAUAGAUUGUAUCCGUAGUAAGGACACUGAUGCACUGAUAGAUGCGAUUGACACAGGAGCUUUUGAAGUAAAUUUUAUGGAUGAUGUAGGACAAACUCUUUUAAACUGGGCCUCAGCUUUUGGAACUCAGGAAAUGGUAGAAUUCCUCUGUGAAAGGGGUGCUGAUGUUAACAGAGGUCAGAGGUCAUCCUCAUUACAUUAUGCAGCAUGUUUUGGAAGACCUCAGGUAGCAAAGACUCUCUUACGACAUGGUGCAAAUCCUGAUUUGAGAGAUGAAGAUGGGAAAACUCCUCUGGACAAAGCUCGGGAAAGGGGGCACAGUGAAGUAGUAGCUAUUCUUCAGUCUCCAGGAGAUUGGAUGUGUCCUGUCAACAAAGGGGAUGAAAAGAAAAAGAAAGAUGCAAACAAGGAUGAGGAAGAAUGUAAUGAACCCAAAGGAGAUCCAGAAAUGGCACCCAUAUACUUGAAAAGACUAUUGCCUGUGUUUGCACAAACAUUUCAACAAACUAUGUUGCCUUCAAUAAGGAAAGCAAGUCUUGCGCUCAUUAGAAAAAUGAUACAUUUUUGUUCUGAAGCGCUGCUGAAAGAGGUUUGUGACUCGGAUGCUGGCCACAACCUGCCCACAAUACUGGUUGAGAUAACAGCUACAGUGCUUGAUCAGGAGGAUGAUGAUGAUGGCCAUUUGUUAGCCUUGCAAAUCAUAAGGGAUUUAGUGGAUAAAGGUGGUGAUCUUUUUCUAGACCAACUGGCUAGACUUGGUGUAAUUAGUAAAGUGUCAACUUUGGCGGGGCCAUCAUCUGAUGAUGAAAAUGAAGAGGAAUCUAAACCUGAGAAGGAGGAUGAACCACAGGAGGAUGCUAAAGAACUGCAGCAGGGUAAACCAUACCACUGGAGAGACUGGUCAAUCAUUAGGGGAAGGGACUGCCUGUAUAUCUGGAGUGAUGCUGCAGCCCUGGAGCUAUCUAAUGGUAGUAAUGGAUGGUUCAGAUUUAUCUUGGAUGGGAAGCUGGCCACAAUGUAUUCCAGUGGGAGCCCUGAAGGAGGAUCCGAUAGCUCAGAAAGUAGGAGUGAGUUCCUUGAGAAGUUGCAGCGAGCUCGAAGCCAAGUAAAACCAUCUACCACAAGCCAGCCAAUUUUGUCAACACCAGGGCCAACUAAACUUACUGUAGGAAACUGGUCACUGACCUGUUUAAAAGAAGGAGAAAUUGCUAUUCACAAUUCUGAUGGUCAGCAAGCUACAAUACUGAAAGAAGACCUGCCAGGCUUCGUGUUUGAAUCCAACAGAGGAACAAAGCAUUCAUUUACAGCUGAAACUUCCUUGGGGUCAGAAUUCGUGACUGGCUGGACAGGCAAAAGAGGAAGAAAGCUGAAAUCUAAACUGGAGAAGACAAAGCAAAAGGUACGCACUAUGGCAAGAGAUUUAUAUGAAAUCAUAUCGAGUGGACAGAUUACUAUGUUUCACAAUAAUCAUCUUUUUGUCUUUCAGUGCAUUGAGGGAGAAAAUACUUGGAGAGAUUUAAUGAAGACUGCUCUGGAGAACUUAAUUGUACUGUUGAAGGAUGAGAAUACUAUUUCUCCGUAUGAAAUGUGCAGUAGUGGCUUAGUUCAAUCACUUCUGACAGUUUUAAACAAUAAUGUUGAUUUGGAUGUGAAACAAGACUGUAGUCAACUGGUAGAGAGGAUAAACGUUUUCAAAACAGCAUUCAGUGAAAAUGAGGACGAUGAAAGUCGUCCAGCUGUUGCCUUGAUUCGGAAAUUGAUAGCAGUGUUAGAAUCUAUUGAACGUCUACCUCUCCACUUGUAUGAUACACCAGGGUCUACGUAUAAUCUCCAGAUACUGACAAGGCGCUUGAGGUUUCGUUUGGAACGUGCCUCGGGGGAGACGUCUUUAAUAGAUCGAACUGGUAGAAUGCUGAAGAUGGAGCCAUUGGCAACUGUUGAGUCUCUAGAACAGUAUCUCCUGAAAAUGGUAGCAAAGCAAUGGUACGACUUUGAUAGGGCUUCAUUUGUUUUUGUACGAAAACUGCGAGAAGGCCAGACAUUUGUGUUCAGGCAUCAACAUGAUUUUGAUGAAAAUGGGAUUAUUUACUGGAUUGGAACGAAUGCAAAAACUGCAUAUGAGUGGGUAAAUCCAGCAGCCUAUGGAUUAGUAGUGGUUACAUCCUCAGAAGGAAGAAAUCUGCCUUAUGGUCGUUUGGAAGACAUCCUGAGCCGUGACAGUUCAGCUCUCAAUUGUCACACUAAUGAUGAUAAGAAUGCUUGGUUUGCCAUAGAUCUUGGCCUUUGGGUUAUACCAUCAGCCUACACAUUACGCCAUGCUCGAGGUUAUGGACGAUCUGCUCUCAGAAAUUGGGUUUUCCAGGUAUCUAAGGAUGGACAGAACUGGACUACUUUGUAUACUCAUGUUGAUGACUGUAGUCUCAAUGAACCAGGAUCUACAGCAACAUGGCCUUUAGAUCCUCCAAAAGAUGAGAAACAGGGUUGGAGACAUGUUAGAAUAAAACAGAUGGGAAAGAAUGCCAGUGGACAAACACACUACCUCUCCCUGUCUGGAUUUGAACUUUAUGGCACAGUGAAUGGAGUAUGUGAAGAUCAGCUGGGAAAAGCUGCUAAAGAAGCUGAAGCAAAUCUGAGAAGGCAGCGACGUCUGGUCCGUUCUCAGGUGUUAAAAUACAUGGUUCCAGGAGCUCGUGUGAUCAGAGGAAUUGAUUGGAAAUGGAGAGAUCAGGAUGGAAGCCCGCAGGGUGAAGGCACUGUUACAGGAGAACUGCAUAAUGGCUGGAUUGAUGUCACCUGGGAUGCUGGUGGCUCUAACUCUUACCGUAUGGGCGCAGAAGGAAAGUUUGACCUCAAGCUUGCACCAGGGUACGACCCUGAUUCAGCGGCAUCACCCAAACCUGUUUCAUCCACUGUUUCAGGCACAACGCAGUCAUGGAGCAGCUUGGUGAAAAACAACUGUCCAGACAAGACGACUGCUGCUGCAGGCUCCUCAAGUAGAAAAGGAAGCAGCAGUUCUGUGUGUAGCGUGGCAAGUAGCAGCGACAUCAGCUUGGGUUCGACCAAAAUGGAGCGGAGAUCAGAAAGUGUAUUGGAACAAAAUAUAGUUUCAGGCACUGACGUCCAUGAACCAAUUGUUGUUCUGUCUUCCGCUGAUAGUGUGCCUCAGGCUGACAUAGGGUCAUCCUCCAGUGCGAGCACCAGCACCUUAACAGCGGACAUGGGAAACGAAAAUGCAGAGAGGAAGUUAGGUCCUGAGAACUCAAUACGUACUCCUGGGGAGUCCAGUGCUAUAUCCAUGGGAAUUGUUAGCGUAAGCUCCCCUGAUGUGAGUUCAGUCUCUGAACUGACUAAUAAAGAAGCAGCUUCCCAACGACCCCUAAGCUCGUCAGCGAGUAACAGACUUUCAGUCAGUUCUUUGUUGGCUGCUGGGGCACCCAUGAGCUCCAGUGCAAGUGUUCCGAACUUAUCAUCUCGGGAAACUUCUAGCCUGGAGUCCUUUGUACGAAGAGUGGCGAACAUAGCACGUACCAACGCCACAAACAACAUGAAUUUAAGCCGGAGUAGCAGCGAUAACAAUACUAAUACUUUGGGAAGAAAUGUUGUGAGUACUGCAACUUCUCCUCUUAUGGGUGCCCAAAGUUUUCCUAAUCUGACUACAACUGGUACCACAUCAACAGUGACCAUGUCUACAUCCAGUGUUACUAGCAGCAGCAAUGUAGCUACAGCAACUACAGUUUUAUCUGUUGGUCAGUCGCUUAGUAAUACUCUAACUACUAGCCUAACAUCAACAUCUAGUGAGAGCGAUACAGGGCAGGAGGCAGAAUAUUCUUUAUAUGAUUUUCUUGAUAGCUGCCGAGCUAGCACUCUGUUGGCAGAGUUAGAUGAUGAUGAGGAUCUACCUGAACCAGAUGAAGAAGAUGAUGAAAAUGAAGAUGAUAACCAAGAAGAUCAAGAAUAUGAAGAAGUUAUGGAAGAAGAGGAGUAUGAAACCAAAGGAGGCCGUAGAAGAACAUGGGAUGAUGACUAUGUCUUGAAACGGCAGUUUUCUGCUUUGGUUCCUGCUUUUGACCCAAGGCCUGGUCGUACUAAUGUGCAACAGACAACUGACCUAGAAAUCCCUCCACCAGGUACACCUCAUUCAGAACUCUUGGAAGAGGUGGAGUGCAUGCCUUCGCCACGUUUAGCACUUACCUUGAAAGUUUCGGGUCUUGGAACAACUCGAGAAGUAGAACUGCCCCUAACAAACUUUCGAUCUACCAUCUUUUACUAUGUACAGAAAUUGUUACAGCUCUCCUGUAAUGGCAGUGUGAAAUCUGACAAACUUAGACGUAUUUGGGAGCCAACAUACACAAUCAUGUACAGAGAAAUGAAGGAUUCUGAUAAAGAGAAAGAAAGUGGAAAAAUGGGUUGCUGGUCAGUAGAGCAUGUGGAGCAGUACCUUGGCACUGAUGAAUUACCAAAGAAUGACUUGAUAACCUACCUGCAGAAGAAUGCAGACUCAGCUUUCCUGCGCCACUGGAAAUUAACCGGCACUAAUAAAAGUAUUAGGAAAAACAGAAAUUGUUCCCAGCUCAUAGCUGCAUACAAGGAUUUUUGUGAACAUGGAUCAAAAUCUGGAUUGAGUCAAGGGGCCAUUUCUACUCUUCAAAAUUCUGAUAUCCUUAGUUUGGCCAAGGAACAGCCCCAGGCCAAAGCUGGCAGUGGACAGAACUCCUGUGGAGUAGAAGAUGUUCUGCAGUUACUUAGAAUUUUAUAUAUAGUUGCCAGUGACCCUUACACAGCACGGACUUCUCAAGAAGAAGGAGAUGAGCAUCCUCAGUUUAACUUCCCACCAGAUGAAUUCACAAGUAAAAAAAUUACUACAAAGAUUCUCCAGCAGAUUGAGGAAACUACAGCACUAGCAAGCGGAGCUUUGCCAGACUGGUGUGAGCAACUAACAAGCAAGUGUCCUUUCUUAAUUCCAUUUGAAACAAGACAGUUAUACUUCACAUGUACAGCAUUUGGAGCAUCAAGAGCAAUUGUAUGGCUGCAGAACAGACGUGAAGCCACUGUUGAACGGACAAGGACCACGAGCACAGUGAGACGUGAUGAUCCAGGAGAAUUCAGAGUUGGACGCCUCAAACAUGAAAGAGUGAAAGUUCCGCGAGGUGAAUCCUUGAUGGAAUGGGCAGAAAAUGUCAUGCAGAUUCAUGCAGACAGAAAAUCUGUUCUAGAGGUUGAGUUUUUAGGGGAGGAAGGAACAGGCCUGGGUCCUACCUUGGAAUUUUAUGCGUUGGUGGCAGCAGAAUUUCAAAGGACAGAUUUGGGAGCUUGGCUUUGUGAUGAUGAUUUUCCAGAUGAUGAGUCCCGUCAGGUUGAUAUUGGAGGUGGAUUGAAACCGCCUGGCUACUAUGUACAGAGAUCAUGUGGACUGUUUACAGCACCAUUCCCACAAGAUAGUGAUGAACUUGAAAGAAUAACCAAACUCUUUCAUUUCCUUGGAAUUUUCUUGGCUAAAUGCAUUCAGGACAAUAGACUUGUGGAUUUACCCAUUUCUAAGCCUUUUUUUAAACUCAUGUGUAUGGGGGACAUUAAAAGUAACAUGAGUAAGUUGAUAUAUGAAUCAAGGGGUGACAGAGACUUGCACUGUACUGAAAGUCAGUCAGAGGCUUCUACAGAAGAAGGACAUGAUUCCUUGUCAGUAGGAAGUCUGGAAGAGGACUCCAAAUCAGAAUUCAUUCUUGAUCCACCAAAACCUAAGCCUCCUGCCUGGUUUAAUGGAAUUUUGACAUGGGAAGACUUUGAAUUAGUAAACCCACAUAGAGCUAGGUUUCUGAAAGAAAUUAAGGACCUUGCAAUUAAAAGACGUCAAAUUUUAAGCAACAAAAAUCUGUCGGAAGAUGAAAAGAACACUAAACUGCAGGAAUUAAUGCUGAAGAAUCCAUCAGGUUCGGGGCCUCCUCUUAGCAUAGAGGAUUUGGGUUUAAAUUUUCAGUUUUGCCCUUCAUCCAAAGUAUAUGGGUUUACAGCUGUGGAUCUCAAGCCAGGUGGUGAAGAUGAGACUGUAACAAUGGAUAAUGCAGAGGAGUAUGUAGAUCUCAUGUUUGAUUUCUGCAUGCAUACUGGUAUACAGAAACAAAUGGAGGCCUUCAGAGAUGGCUUCAAUAGAGUCUUUCCAAUGGAGAAGCUGAGUUCCUUCAGCCAUGAAGAGGUUCAGAUGAUUCUUUGUGGAAAUCAAUCACCUUCUUGGGCAGCUGAGGAUAUCAUCAAUUACACCGAACCCAAACUGGGAUAUACAAGAGAUAGCCCUGGAUUCCUUCGGUUUGUGAGAGUCUUGUGUGGUAUGUCUUCGGAUGAGAGGAAGGCUUUUCUGCAGUUCACCACUGGUUGCUCAACACUCCCACCAGGAGGGCUAGCAAAUCUCCACCCCCGGCUCACUGUUGUGCGCAAGGUUGAUGCUACAGAUGCAAGUUAUCCAUCUGUGAAUACAUGUGUGCAUUACCUAAAGUUGCCUGAGUAUUCUUCUGAGGAGAUCAUGAGGGAGCGUCUGCUGGCUGCUACCAUGGAGAAAGGCUUCCAUCUCAACUGAGCCGCUGCACGCAGCCUGGCACGUGGAAGUGUUUUUGAUACUAGCGAAGCCUCUUGUGUUUGUGUGCAAAAAAUACGAUCUCCACGCUGUGCUCUGACGAGACUUGCCUUUUUUUCACCUGUGAGGCUUUAGGAAAAUGUGGAAUGUUUGUUAGCUGCUAAUGACAAAAUAAAUCCUUGUAACUACACAGCCAGCAAGAAAUUGGCACAGAACACUGUGUGAUGCUUCAAGGGCUUGCACAACUGGAAAUUAAGGUGUUUCUGUUUGACUGUUCCAAAGAACAGAUCAUCAGAUUUUCAGUGUUCACUGAUACAAAUUUCUAACAGUGUAUUGUGUAAAGUUUGUCUUUUAAUACCCUGUACACUACGGUUGCCAUCACUGAUCCCUGUUUUGCUGGCUUUAAGCUAACUGGUCAGAAACUUGCUUCCUUUAAAAUUUAGACUUAAUGGGCAUCUCCAGCCUUUUCUUUUUUAAUGGUGCCUGCACUAUUGGAGUAUUUUAGUGGGUUUUUGCGUAUAAUCAUGCACAACUGGUUUUUUUUUUCUUCUUUUUCUUUCAAGUGGGAAUAUAUUUUGAUUUCUCAAAUGCCCUGCUAUAAAGAUCAAAUCCUUAAGUGUGUUUGUGCAGCUCAACAAUAAAGCUAUUAAAAAACACUGGUUCCUAGUGCAAGGCACACUUAAAGCAAGUUUUACUUUCGGUUGUAUUUUCUUUGUAUAUUAUAAACAUUUAUUUAACUUGUUGCAGUUUGAAGUUUAAAAAAAAAAGCACCCAAUGUGUAAGCUCAAAAGUAAUCAUUAAAAUGUUUGCAACAUAUAAAA